AUGAUAAUAUUUAACAGUCAUUCUAAAGAAAAUAAUAAUACGAUCGAUGAAUAUUGGGUUGAUGAUACAACUAAUAAUGAUUGGGUUAAUGAUACAACUGAUGAUAAUUGGAUUGAUAAAAGUUUAAAAGAGCAAAUAAAUAAUUGUUUUUUAACUAUGCUUCAAGCUGCUCAGAAACCAAAUGCUUUUAUUAAUACAAAACGUAAUCUAUUUUAUACUGGAGCAGCAAAAUUAACUAUUAGAAAUAAAAAUCGACAAAUGAAAUUAGCAGUUCAAGGAUCUAAAAAAAUUGAUUCAUAUUUUCAUAAUACUGUUCAAAAAACUGAUA
Molecule: messenger RNA, 328 nt
Organism: Racocetra fulgida
Lineage: Eukaryota; Fungi; Glomeromycota; Glomeromycetes; Diversisporales; Gigasporaceae
Source: the annotation of a GenBank genome assembly